Messenger RNA from Physella acuta, 3098 nucleotides. RefSeq names its product WD repeat-containing protein 74. The record is from RefSeq and is a predicted model, not a curated record. Gene Ontology annotation, biological process: ribosomal large subunit biogenesis. Gene Ontology annotation, cellular component: preribosome, large subunit precursor; nucleolus. Gene Ontology annotation, molecular function: protein binding. NCBI's taxonomy places the organism in Eukaryota, Metazoa, Mollusca, Gastropoda, Physidae.
GUUGUUUUUUUCUGGACAGACACUAAUGAUUCAAUUUUCUAUUAAGAGAUUCAUCAACCUUCUGAAUCACAUUCACUUUGAUUACAAUAACACCAGGUCAGUCCAUCAGGCUUGUGAUAUCUUUUCUCCUAUAACUGUAAGAGAUAUUUAUGAGUUAUUCCUUAGAAAUUUGGCCAGGUGUUUUGUUUCUGGAGAGAUGAUAUCUGUACAUGUCACAUGAGCAACACGUUGAUUUUAGAAGUAAGUGUAGAUUUAUCCAUGUCCAGCCAACCUGGCAAUAUUUUGGUCAUGUGACUCAGUAUGUAACUCCACAAAGAUAUCAAAACUAACCAGCUAUUAUAAAAAUAAAGUACACAAUUUUUAAAAUUUACAUGCCUCAGAGUGCACAGUUGUGACAUAAAAUAAUAGAAAAUUUCUUUUUGCUUGCUUGUAAGGGACUUUGUUUUCUUUUUCAAGAUAUGGGCAACUUCUCACUGGAGCUACAUUAAUUUUAUUUAUUUAGAUUCUAUCAGGGUUUCUUUCCGACAUUUUCCUGGGGCAGCACUUGAAGCUGACAGCAAAAAAAAAAAGAUGACUGAAAUAAACUGGAUUCCCUACGUUGACCCGAAAAACACACGCUAACAGCUCUUUAGCAUUUACUUUCAAAAUUUGAUCUGGCAAUGUGGUACAAAUAAACAAAAUGUCUGCACCCAUGACGGCAGAUCACGACAUGGAAUCAGUUUAUGGAAAUAGAUUUUCUGCAUCCCCUGAUACAUUUCCUUACAAUAUAUAUGCUGGAACCAAUACAGGCUUUCUAAAGGGAUGUAUGCUUUCAAAUAGAACGUGUGUUAAUAUAAAUUCUGUUAAAGACCCGGAUAAAAACAAUGAGAUUACCUCCAUGUGUUGGUGGAGAGAUGAAAAUUCGAUUUUGACUGGUUGUAGAGACGGUAGAAUUCUCAACUAUUCUUUGAAAGAUGGAAGCAUCAGCAGUCUUUGUACUAAAAUACCAGAUGAUAAAUCUGUUUUACGAGUGGUUAAAAGUUACAAGGGCUCGGUUUUUACAGCAUUUAGCAGUGGGGUAGUAAAUUGUGAUCAGCUCAUUCAGCUGGAAGAUGAUUCCGCAAAUCAAGACAAAUCAAUUUCAAGUAGAUCAAUUAACAUUUGUGCUGGAGACAAUUUAUUUUGUAUGGACCAUAAUCAAUCUUUUGAAAAUCUGAUUUCUACUGGAGGGAAAGAAAACCCAUUAAAAAUAUGGGAUUUGACAAGUUCUACUCAACCAAUUUUUACAGCUAAAAAUGUGAAAAAUGACUGGCUAAAUUUACGAGUGCCAGUUUGGGAAAUGAAAGCUGAAUUUAUCCCACAGAGUAAAAAGAUUGUUACAGGAACAGGUUAUUCACAAAUUCGCUUGUAUGAUAUGUCCUCUUCAAAGAGAAGGCCUGUAUUGGAUAUAAAAUUAAAAGACAGUAGGGAACCAAUUUCAGCAUUAGCAAUUCGACCACAUACAGACUCACAAGUUGUUGUAGGCACAACAAUCGGAACAAUUUCUUUAGUAGACUUGCGUAAAAUGGCUGCAAUAAAGCAAUUCAAAGGAGCUGCUGGAGGCAUUACAGAUAUAAAAUUCCAUGAAACACAUCCUGUGUUUGCUGCAUGUGGAGUAGAUAGGUUCAUCAGAUGUUAUAAUGCUGAUCUCAGUAAAAGAAAAUGCAGUUCAAUAUAUAUUCAUUCUCAAGUUAACUCUUUGUUAUUUUCAUCUGAAUGGAAUAUUGAUUACAAUGAGGAAUUUGGUAUUGAAACUACAGGUACAAAGAAAGCACAUAGUAAAGGAUCUAAGAUUUUUUCAGAAACAAAUGAUGAUGAAAAAUCUUUGUCAGAUGAUGACAAAGAUGAUGCUCUUUGGGACGCAAUGGAGGUAGUGCAGACAAAAAAGCGUAAAAAGGUGCCAUUAACAUCACAUGCUAAAUCUUCUAAAAAGUUGAAGAAGAAAUCAAAAGCCUGAAAUACUAGACAAUGUAAUUUAAGCUUUAAUUUUGUGUGAAAUGGAUGAUAGUUUAAAAUGUUCAGCUGCUGUACAUACAAUUAAAGUGAUAAUUAGGUACUUUUUACUUUGCCAUACUAAAAUGUUUGCUAUUUCUGCUAGAGAUAAUGUACCAUUAAUUGUACUGAUCCUAGUAUGUUACACGGGAAUGUGGUUUCAGAUUAGGAUUUUAUUUCUAUUAUUAAAAAUUUGUUUCAGAUUUGUUCUGGAUCCACACAUUUUCUGUUCAAAUAAUCACCACAGGCUUAAUAAUUUUUUAUUAGGGUACUUUCCUAAUAUGCCAGCAACAGAUAAAUAGUUCUUUUCAUAGGGCAAGGUUUUGAUUAGGUGGUAUAUAAACAUUCUUAGUAUUGUUUCUUAGUAUUGCGCUGAUGUUAGUAGUUUCAGGCUUAAUUGGGAAAUAUCAAAAUUGGUUAUGUUAACUCUAACAAUGAUAUUGACUAUAACUGUAAAUGAAUAUUUAAGUUAUUUCACCACCAAAAAUAGUUUUUAGGUUUAUCCUACACCAUAGACCUGGCAACUUUUAAAAAAUUCUAAAAAUAUCAAAACAUUUUAUCAUUGCAUUUGACAGAAGUGCAAUAGAAUAAGAAUUGUAUUAUUUUUUUCUUUUUAAAAUAAUUCUAUACAAGCACAAGAAUGUUAUGUUUGUGAAGACCUAUAUGAUAACCAGCAUUUAAAUUUUGAAAAUAUAUUUCAGAAUUUUAUUGUAUACAAACUCCUGGUAUGUGCCUUUUCAGACACAUAUAGAUAUGGUUAUUCUUUUCUGUAUGUGGUCAUUUUGAAACUAUGUGACCUACUGUUUGGUAUGCAUAUAAUUCAAUUUUAAAUUAACGCUUUGUAAUCACUUAUUCUAUUGGGAAAGGACGUUAUUUUUUUUCCAGAAAAGUUUAUUGACCCUUUUGUACCAAUUUAUCUUUAAAAACAGUAAUUGCUAUCUGCUACUGUUAUGUUUUUUGACUUAGUCAAGGGGUCACCUAUUUAUGAUGUCCACUUGGGGUUGGGGUCAAAAUAAUCCUUAUGAAUGUAUUUUAUUAUCAGUGUCCACCUUUGAUGUAGCUGAAAGCAAAAUUAAAGCUUAUUUUUU